UGGAAGGCGGCAUUUGCUUGUAAUCUCUUGUGAGUAAAGUGUGGGUCACAUUGUCUCGUGGCGGCAGCACUAUAGACAAGCUGUAUUUAAUAUUUCACUCCAGCCCUACCGCAUUCACAAACGUAGUUUGGAAGCCAGAGAGAAGUGCGCGUCGCGCUGCUAUAAUGAUCGAUAUUACACCGUCUAGGGAGUUUAAACCAAAAACGUCAGCCAUUCACCAUUCCUCCGGCGUACGUGUGCCACUUCAUGAGUUGCAAAUGCUGACGCAAAGCGUCGCGACUCGAGACUAUGUUCACGCAUUUGGUACUAUCUCGGAUUCGUCGAGUGAACAACAGAAAAAAUCUCCGUUAGCACUACUCGCUGCAACGUGCAGCAGCAUAGGAAAGACGGAGGAAAAAAAAGAGACUAGGGAAGCCGUCACAAAUAACACUGUGUCGGUAAGACAUUCACCCAAGAUCACAAGCAACGAUCGAAAUGUCGUCAUUAAACACACAACUGCAGACGAAAAGUCGUCUUUCAAACCGUACAAGCACUUAGAGGGGAAAGACGUUAGUAACUCUGCUGUGGAAAAGGUCGGGUUUCGGGCACCCAAUAAGGAUUCGCCAACGAACGAUAAUUCAACUCAAAACAAGAGCCCACACUUUCGAAGUAAAAUAUUACCCCAUGUAGGAACAAGUUUUCAUGGAUUUCAGUAUCCAUACCUGAGUGACACUAGCGGACAUUGCUAUUAUCAAGGAUCAUCCUCAAACCGUUUUUGUGGUGGUGUGUAUUACGACUUACCGAAUUCCUCCAACACACAUCAUCAUCCGACUUGCUUCAAGAUUGACUGUACUGGUAAUUGUACUCCAACGAUGAUACCUACACCUACGUCGUUAGCCCCCACCACAUUAAGUACGCGGCCUAUGUUCCCGACACCGCCUGUGUCUGUUCAAUCUCCGAUCAAGUCACUUGGAAUGAGUUCAACAAGACCUAAUUCGCUCUAUUCCAGAUGUAAUUGUGGAUAUUGCAACCAAACAGGAGAUAUGAAAGCAGGAUUUCAUCAACCUGUCCCUCAUUAUCAUAGAGAGUAUUUAACUACCGUCUGUCAAGACCCAUUUUGUACAAACUGCAAGGUACCUAAAUCAUCUUCAACCGCUUCUUCCCAUGGUUGCAGGACACCAUGUUUUGGACAUCAUCACUAUGAUGGAUUGACUACAUCUUUACCCAUACCUGAAACACUACCUACAGUCCCGCCAAGCAUGUCACAUCUUUAUCCAUAUACUGGAUUUAUGCUAAGAGCACAAAACGAUCAAAAUGGGCCAUUUGUUUGUAACUGGGUACAGGAUUCGAAAAACUGCGGUAUAAAUUUCAAAACUUCAGAAGAGCUUCUUCAACACUUAAGAAUACAUACUAGUUCUGCUAAUUCAUCAUCAUCAACUUCCGCACAUACGCCAUGUAACAUUCCCGGUUGUCCUUGCGGUUUGAAAUCACCACUUGGCGGAGGCACAAGACUCCAUUCAACAGCAAGAUAUCAUCCAUAUCUUCUGCCUAAUCCAGCCUUUCAUUCCCCGCCAUAUCAUUCAGCCAUGUCACAUUAUGCAAGCACGCAUAGCCUGCCGUAUGCAUCGUCCAUCAAGCCUUAUUAAGAUUAUGGUUUAGAAGUGUAAAAAUACGCAAAUAAAAUCCUAAAAUAGCCUGUCCGAAUUAAUAUUGCACACUGAUAUCGGCUUAAAUUUACUCAUUAGGGAAAUAUUACUCAUAGUUUUGAGUGAUUUGUUAUCAAGCAGUUUUGCGGUUAUUUCUGGCUUACGACGCUUCUCGAUAUCUCUUUCUAUCUCUUUCUGCGUUGAGAAUAAUCCCGUUUUAGAAUUGUGGAAAAUUCGAUCCAAAACUAUAUUUUUAAAAGUUAGAUAAAAGAUAUCAAAGCUUUUUGUCAUUUGUCGUUGACAUUAAAAAAAAUCUUUCUGCUUUUUCCGUCUCAUAGCAGCAACAAAUGAUGCAGAUAAAAAUUGUUGAUAGGAUUGUAAAUUUUUUUGGCGAAUUUCUUAACUAAAUCUGGCAGCUAACAUUCAAUGUAUCUUUAUGUAGGAAUUUGUAUUAACAUAUGUAAAUUAUUUCUUCCAAGAUGUACCGAAAAGACAAAUAUUAAAAUGAUUUCUAAUUUAAA
Molecule: messenger RNA, 2146 nt
Organism: Xenia sp. Carnegie-2017
Lineage: Eukaryota; Metazoa; Cnidaria; Anthozoa; Malacalcyonacea; Xeniidae
Product: zinc finger protein 503-like
Exons: 2
Coding region: 165-1625 (486 amino acids)
Biological process (GO): negative regulation of DNA-templated transcription
Cellular component (GO): nucleus
Source: RefSeq, a predicted model, not a curated record